This is a messenger RNA of Temnothorax curvispinosus, 14126 nucleotides long. RefSeq names its product dynein heavy chain 5, axonemal-like. The coding region runs from base 1 to 13998 and encodes 4665 amino acids. Gene Ontology annotation, biological process: microtubule-based movement. The transcript has 34 exons. Lineage: Eukaryota; Metazoa; Arthropoda; Insecta; Hymenoptera; Formicidae. Gene Ontology annotation, molecular function: minus-end-directed microtubule motor activity; dynein light intermediate chain binding; dynein intermediate chain binding. The record is from RefSeq and is a predicted model, not a curated record. Gene Ontology annotation, cellular component: dynein complex.
AUGUUCGUACAAGGUCCGCAGAUCAUCAAAGAUAGAUCGAAUAAUUCCGAAGACGAUAGUGAUGAGGAAGGUCCUGAAGACGCUCUCCAGAAACGACGGGAAGAAUGCGAGAGAAAAGCCAGACGGGGAGAGAUGGACCCCCGUUUGGAAUUCGCUUUUCAACUCUUGAUGGACGCGACGCAGUUAUCGCGUCACGAAGUCAUGGAUCAUGUUUUCGAAGAUGACAUGUUGGACGAAAUCAAUCAGUUGUUUGUACCGCACAUGAGAUCUACUCUCGUCUGGUACUAUCAAGAGGUUGAAGAGCCAGAGCCUCCGACUGAUACGGUGCAGCCGAAGACUGUAACUUCUAGAUCAGCACCGAAUGCGACAGCAUCAAAGGUGAAGGAACAAAAGGAGUCAAAGGAGCCACCGAAAAAGAAGCUUUUUCUAACCGAUGGCUGGCAAGUGCCUUGCACAGGCAUCUGUAUUUAUAUGUUCAGAAUCAGUGUGUCUAAACAAUUACCAGAAGAAGGAUUUCAAAAAGACCUUUACACGGGUGUAAUAGAUACGAUGAAAAUAGGAAUAAUAACUUCUGUUCAGCGAAUUGUGGAGCAGGUGUUCAUGGAUGCGUUAGCGCAUCCUGGUGCGGAAGGUGAAGACGAUUGUUCGAUGAUUAAAAGUCUCCUGUUACCAGGCUUAAGAUCUUUUUGCAGCGCUCUUAAAGUUUGCGAAAAGGUAGCGCUCGAUGGUGGUAUAUUCAGCGACGGCGAGCCAAUGAUGAUGGAAGUGCACAAUUUUGAAGAAGCAAAAGCUUUUAUAGCGAAAGAGAAUGCUGUGGAACGAAUUGAGGAAAGGGUGAAACUCUGGAUAAAAAAGCUCAAGGAUUUUAUGGCGGAAAGUAAACAAGUUAAAAGAGAGAAUGAUAUCUCUGGACCGCAGCAAGAACUCGAGUAUUGGAAACGGCGGGGUGCACAAUUUAGUCAACUAGUCAACCGUUUACAGGAUCAUGAAAUCACUAUGUCACUUCUAUGUCUGCAAGUCGCGCGUUCAAAGUUAAUUAAAGAUUGGGUCGACGCAGAAGAUGAAGUGACUUACUGUUACAAUGAAGCGAAAGAUAACGCGAAGUUCAUCCAAGCAUUAGAAAAAUGUUGUCAUUGUCUUUAUCUCGAUGAUCCUGUGAAAAUGCGGGAUUCGCUUGUAUCACUAUUACAGACUGUCCGAUUGAUAUAUAGUGUCUCGAGGUAUUAUAAUACUUCAGAAAGGACGAGUUCGCUAAUGAUUAAAAUUACGAAUCAAAUGAUUGUUGCCUGUCGAGAUUACGUCACGAAAAGAGGUCGAGAAAUUAUUUGGGGUCAAGAUCGAAUAGCCGUUCGGUCGAGAUUGAAACACUGUUUACGUCUAAACAAAGCUUAUAGAGAAACGUACAGACUAGUUCGAUGUUCACCAGCAGUUACGGAACAAGAAUUUUCCUUCUCGGAAACUCACGUUUUUGGGCGAUUUGAUGCUUUCUGUGCUAGAAUCCGCAAGAUUCUCACCAUGUUUGAUCUCAUACAAGAUUAUCAAACUCUCUUUGAAAGACGAAUGGAAGGAUUGCUUCUCGGAGAAGCAUUAGAUGAAGCCAUGAAAACCUUCGAAGAAGCUAAGAAGAUUGCGACUAGCAAAUCUUACGAUUAUCUCGAUCCAAGAAACACCGACUUCGAUAUCGAUUAUGACGACUUUAUGGCAAAGACAAAUACCUUGAAAGAAAAUAUCGGAGAGAUUAUUGAAAAAAAUUACGCUGAUGUAUGGGAAACACCACAGGGUAUACGAUUUUUAACGCGAUUCGAAAAGGUCAGCGAAAAAAUACCGCUUACAAAAUUGGAGGAAAAAUAUAACGUUGUCGUGAAAUAUUGCGAUAGGGAGAUUGAUCGAAUUUUAAAACUAUUCAAACGGCAAAGAGACGAUCCUCCGUUGCCGAGACAUAUGCCACCUAUAGCUGGACGAUUGACUUGGGCAAAUUCUCUAAAAGUACAUUUGGAUGAAUUGACGGCAUCCGUGUCAAAUCAUCCUGUGUUAAAAAUAUUACCAUUGACUGCCGACUUGGUGAAAAGAUAUAAUCACGCAAUUGCUAUUUUGAAACAAUAUCAAACCGAUAUUGCUGAGAUUUGGACGCAUCAAAAUUCCUGGGUCAUCGAGGAUUGUUUAAAACGACCGCUGCUUAUUGUCGACGAGAAAUCGGCGAAAGUGAAAGUCAACCUGGAAAACCGAGUCGUUCUUUUAUUUCGUGAAGCCGAUUGUUUAGCAAAAAUAAAUUUGGAAAUUCCAAUUGUUGCGCUAACAAUAUUAGCGAAAAGAGAUUAUUUUACUCUGGUCACGGAUUCUCUCCAGCUUAUGAUCGAAGAAUUCGUUUGUACCGCAAAGCGUGUAAAAUUGGAAGUGCGCCCAUUAUUGUUACCGCAUUUAGUUUGCGUUGCAUCUUUAUUAGAACCCGGUUUAACGACCUUGACAUGGACCAAGCCAGAUUGGAAGGAUUUUUGUCAGAAUACGAAAGAGCAGAUCAAAACUUUCGAUAUCCUUAUCACAAGAGUUCACGACGUAUAUGAUAAUAGAAUUUUGGAAGUAUUGACCAGUAUGCAGAAAGUAACUUUACAUGCUCUGCCCGAGUCCGAUCAACCGUGGACAAUAGAGGAAUUUGUAGAAAAGAACGAGGAAAUAUGUCGGAUGGCAGCAGUAGAUUUGCAUCGUAAAAGCACAAUGGUCGAGGAAGCGGUGGAGGAAGUAUUGCAGCUUGUCAGAAAAGCUACAGAUAGUUUCAAAAGUACCAAUUCCAACCAAUUUGAUUUUCUUACUACUGAAGGAUUAGAAGGCGAGAAGGCAACAGAACAAACAGGUCAGCAAGAUUGGUCUGCGGUAUGGAAUUGUUUCGAUGACCCUCAUCAAUUACUAACGACACCCGGUACUUUACCCAAAACCAUGCAAGAUAUGGUUCGAAACGCGGUAUCUGAGAUGAGACGGUAUUAUUCUAGAAAAGUCGUGGACGUGUUAAUAAAGAUCACCAAAGUAUCUCUAGAUGCGAUUAGAAAACGAUUUAUUCGGGAACUUGAUUCAGAAGCAACUCCGAAUCCAGUGUUUUUAUUACACGCAACCCUGAUGAUUCCGGCAGUAACAGUCAAGCCAAGCCUGGAUGACGUUCAAGAGGCAUUGAUAUCAGUUGGAAAAAUUAUCACGGGUGUCGCGAAAGGAGUGGCGCAAUGGAAUUCCAGAGGUAGCAAGAGCAUGUGGAAAAAUCUCCCUUAUCCAUCCAAACGAAAUCUGGCCGAUGUCGUGUUGCGGGCGCAGAGUAAUGUCACGAAGCAGAAGCAGGAAGAACCAGAAGAUUUGAAAACCAGAAGACGAAGACUUUACAAAAUUCUUUCUGAAGAGAGACCCGUAUUUCCAGUCCAAGAGAGAAACUUCUACACGAUGGUUAUGGACAAUAAGGAAAUUAUCAAACUUCUCAGCAUGUUGAGCACUUGCACAAUGGAAUUGCGGCAAGAUUUAACAGAAUUUCUCGAUCGUUGGAAGCCUUAUAAGUUUCUGUGGAAAAACGAGCGCAAUAUGCGAGAAUUACUACAAAUCUCUUUGUCAGAAUUUGAAACUACUCUCCGCAAACACAGCGAACUCGAAGAUCGACUGGCAACCGAGCCAGAUAUGAUCAUAUUCGGCACAUCGAUCGCUGUAUCAACGGAAAAACUGAAGUAUGGUGUCUAUACGGAAAUCAAAGGUUGCACGCAUAAAAUUGGUCAAGCAAUGAAAAAGAAGUAUCGUCGCGAAAUGGAAUAUGUUUAUGCGCUAAUAAACGAAAUGGAUCGUAAAUUAGACCAUCAAAUUCGCGAUCUGGAUGACGUACGUCUCAUUAUGGACACUCUGAAGAAAAUUCGCGAGCAGGAGGUCGACAUGGAGCUCAAGAUUGAUCCUAUCGAAGAGGCUUUCAACAUAGUCACGAGAUACGAGGUGCCUGUGGACCAGGAAUGCUUGGAGCAGGUUGAUAAUUUGCGAGACACCUGGCAGAAUCUGUUGGCACGAGCGCAAGAGAAUCACGUGUUGCUACUGAAUUUGCAACCGCAAUUCGAGAACGAUCUAAGGAACAAUCUCGAGAAAUUCCGUGCCGAUAACGAAAUGUACUGCGAAGAAUACAGAUCAUCCGGACCGAUGCAGCCAGGCUUGAGUCCCCGUGACGCUUCGGACAGGCAAAUACUGUUUCAGAAUAGAUUUGACGGAAUGUGGCGCAAGUUGCAGACCUACCAAAGCGGCGAAGAGCUUUUCGGUUUGCCUAUCACAGAUUACCCAGAGCUGUCGCAAAUCAGGAAGGAAUUGAAUUUAUUGCAGAAGUUGUAUAAACUUUACAACGACGUCAUCGACAGAGUCAGCAGCUAUUAUGAUAUUCCAUGGGGCGAGGUUAAUAUCGAAGAAAUAAACAAUGAGCUAAUGGAGUUUCAAAAUCGCUGUCGCAAAUUGCCAAAAGGGUUGAAGGAAUGGCCGGCGUUCUUUGCACUUAAGAAGACAAUCGACGACUUUAACGAUAUGUGUCCUCUUCUCGAGCUGAUGGCGAACAAAGCAAUGAAACCGCGCCACUGGCAGAGAAUCGUAGAAGUCACGGGAUAUUCGUUCGAUCUUGAGAGCGAGGGUUUCUGUCUUAAAAACAUCCUUGAAGCACCGCUUCUGAAAAACAAAGAGGACAUCGAAGACAUUUGUAUAUCGGCUAUGAAGGAGAAAGAUAUCGAAGCUAAAUUAAGGACAGUGGUAAACGAAUGGUCAUCUCACGAGUUGACUUUCAUGACAUUUAACAACAGGGGAGAAUUGUUGCUCAGAGGAGAUACAACAGCGGAAACUAUCAGUCAGUUGGAAGACAGCUUGAUGGUUCUCGGCUCACUCAUGUCAAAUCGCUAUAAUGCGCCUUUCAGAAAACAAAUACAACAGUGGCUUACUGAUUUAUCUAAUACGAACGAGAUCCUCGAGAGAUGGUUGCUCGUGCAAAACAUGUGGGUCUAUCUCGAGGCGGUGUUUGUGGGCGGCGAUAUUGCGAAACAACUGCCAAAGGAGGCUAAAAGAUUCAGCAAGAUCGACAAAAGUUGGCAGAAGAUCAUGCAACGUGCUCAUGAAACACCAGGAGUUGUACCUUGUUGCGUGGGCGAUGACUUGUUGAAACAGCUUCUGCCACACUUGCAGGAGCAAUUGGAGCUAUGUCAAAAAUCUCUGAGUGGAUAUUUGGAGAAGAAGCGCAUGAUGUUUCCGAGGUUCUUCUUUGUUUCUGAUCCCGCACUUUUGGAGAUACUUGGUCAAGCGUCCGAUUCUCAUACCAUACAAAAUCACUUACUCUCUAUUUUCGAUAACACACGCUACGUGAAAUUUCAUGAUAUCGAAUACAAUAAAAUGACAGCCAUCGUUUCAUCAGAAGGUGAAACUAUACAGCUGGAGAGAGCAGUAAGAGCAGAGGGUUCCGUGGAAACGUGGUUGAUGCAAUUACUACAAACAUCGCAACUCUCUUUGCAUUCUAUCAUCCGACAAUGCUACACCACGAUCAAUGACGCAAAUUUCAAUUUUUUGACUUUUCUCGACAAAAUGCCUGCUCAAAUAGGUUUGUUAGGCAUUCAAAUGAUUUGGACGCGAGAUGGCGAAUUGGCCUUGGCUCAAGCUCGCGCCGAUAAAAAAAUUAUGAUCGAAACGAACAACAAAUUCCUUGAUCUUUUAAAUACUUUAAUCGAUCAAACCACGAGAGAUCUUACUAAAAUAGAACGGAUUAAGUUCGAAACAUUGAUUACUAUACAUGUGCAUCAACGUGAUAUCUUCGACAUCUUGUGUCGUCUGAAUGUACGAUCCGUGAAUGAUUUUGAAUGGUUGAAACAGUGCAGGUUUUAUUUUAAAGAAGAUCUAGACAAGACUUCUAUAUGCAUCACGGAUGUUCUAUUUACCUACCAAAAUGAAUACUUGGGAUGUACUGAGCGACUGGUUAUUACGCCAUUAACCGAUAGAUGUUACAUAACAUUAGCGCAAGCUCUAUCAAUGUCAAUGGGAGGGUCUCCUUGCGGUCCGGCAGGAACCGGAAAAACCGAAACUGUAAAAGACAUGGGGAAGACCUUAGCAAAGUACGUCGUAGUCUUCAAUUGCUCCGAUCAAAUGGAUUAUCGAGGAUUAGGCCGCAUCUACAAAGGAUUGGCACAAAGCGGCUCGUGGGGUUGUUUCGAUGAAUUCAAUAGAAUCGAAUUGCCAGUUCUAUCCGUUGCCGCGCAGCAAGUCGCCGUAGUGCUUGCAGCAAAAAAGGAAAAGAAGAAGCAGUUUGUCUUCACGGAUGGGGAUCAAGUCGAUAUGUGCCCAGAGCUUGGAAUAUUCAUUACUAUGAAUCCUGGGUAUGCGGGACGAAAAGAAUUGCCGGAGAACUUGAAGAUACAGUUUCGCACAGUAGCUAUGAUGGUGCCUGAUCGUCAGAUUAUCAUACGUGUAAAAUUAGCUAGUUGUGGAUUUCUAGAGAACAUUACUCUUGCUCGUAAAUUUUAUACUCUUUAUAAAUUGUGUGAAGAGCAGUUGACCAAACAGGUUCACUACGAUUUCGGCCUGCGAAAUAUAUUGUCCGUAUUAAGGACCUUAGGAGCGUCCAAGAGAGUCAAUUCCAAGGACACGGAAAGCACGAUCGUCAUGCGCGUUCUAAGAGACAUGAAUCUGUCGAAACUCAUAGAUGAGGACGAACCACUCUUUAUAUCUCUCGUAGCUGAUUUGUUUCCCAACCAAGUCCUAGAGAAAACAUCGUAUCCUGAAUUGGAAGCAGCUAUUAAUGAACAAGUGGAGCAGGCUGGACUGGUUUAUCAUUCGCCGUGGGUGCUUAAAUUAAUACAGCUAUAUGAAACGCAAAGAGUGAGGCAUGGCAUCAUGACGCUAGGUCCGACCGGCGCUGGCAAAACUACUUGUAUACAUAUUUUGAUGAAAGCGUUGACGCAAUGUGGCGAUUCACAUAGGGAAAUGAGAAUGAAUCCUAAAAGUAUAACAGCCGCUCAAAUGUUCGGCCGGUUAGAUGUUGCCACAAAUGAUUGGACAGAUGGAAUUUUCUCAGCUUUAUGGCGUAAAACGUUGAAGUUAAAGAAAGGCGAACACGUAUGGCUAGUGCUCGACGGUCCCGUUGACAGCAUUUGGAUAGAAAAUUUAAAUUCUGUAUUGGAUGAUAAUAAAACUUUGACUCUGGCUAAUGGCGAUAGAUUGUCAAUGGCGCCAACGUGUAAAAUUAUUUUCGAGCCGCACAAUAUUGAUAAUGCAAGUCCUGCGACUGUUUCGCGAAACGGAAUGGUAUACAUGAGCUCUUCAGGAUUAGACUGGAAUCCAGUUGUUACCGCUUGGGUGAAAUCACGAUCGUCAUUGCAGCAAGAAGUUCUCGAGCAAUUAUUUACAGAUUCUUUCGCACAGAUAUAUUCAUGGAGCACUCAAACGUUGGUACUCGCUAUCGAUGUCUUACAAUGUAACAUAGUAAGACAAAUGCUUUGCCUGCUGGAAGGUCUGAUACCUCCCGAAAUAUCAUUGGAAGAAACCGAAGAUGAAGAUAUGGAAAAAGACAAACCCAUUCCCAUAACGGCGGAAUAUCUAACACGUCUCUACGUGUUCGCGUUAGUGUGGGGCAUAGGAGCAUUGCUAGAGACUGCCGACAGACAAAAGUACGACAAGUAUCUUCGAGAAAACUUCGAUACCUUGGACCUUCCAACUUCCGACAGGUAUUUGGACGCUACAGUAUUUGAUUUCUUCGUCACCGAUAAAGGUAUAUGGGAUACGUGGACAAGUAUGGUAACCAAUUAUGUCUAUCCUGAAUACUCGACGCCUGACUACAGUAAUGUUUUGGUGCCUAUACCGGACAAUGUAAGGAUUCAACAUUUAAUCGAUUUGAUUGGCCGUCAGGAUAAAGCUGUAUUGCUAAUAGGCGAGCAAGGAUCUGCGAAAACUGUCAUGAUGAAAUCAUAUAUGAAAAAAUCAAAUCCAGAUACAACUUUGAGUCGCUCUUUCAACUUUAGCUCUGCGACCAGUCCGUAUCAAUUCCAAAAAACCAUUGAGAGUUACGUGGAAAAGCGGUUAGGAAGUACAUUCGGACCGCCAGGCGGUAAAAAGAUGUUAAUCUUUAUCGAUGACGUAAAUUUGCCGCAAAUUAAUGAAUGGGGUGAUCAGGUAACCAACGAGAUAGUCCGACAGACUAUGGACAUGAAGGGAUUUUAUUCCCUGGAGAAACCCGGUGACUUCACCGCCAUUGUGGAUGUAACUUUCCUAGCAGCCAUGUGCCAGCCCGGAGGCGGGAGAAACGAUAUUCCUUCGAGACUCAAGAGACAAUUUUGUAUUUUUAAUUGUACCUUACCUGACAACGCGUCAAUCGAUCGAAUCUUUAGCGUUUUAGGUGAAGGCCAUUACAACAUUAAAAGAGGAUUCUCGCAAGAAGUCCGUCAGCUCGUUAAGAAAAUGAUUCCUUUGACUAGAAUACUGUGGGAAAGAACACGGGCAAAGCUGUUGCCAACGCCUGCAAAGUUUCAUUAUGUAUUUAGCCUCCGAGAUCUCUCGAGAAUCUGGCAAGGUAUGGUUGGUACGUUGUCGACAGUCAUUGACAAAGAAAGCGUACUGAUGCUGCUCUGGAAGCACGAGUGUACACGAGUGUUCAGCGACAGGCUAACGAUACAAAGCGACAAAGAUUGGUUUGAUGAAGGACUAAUUAGCACCGUAGCUGAUAUUUUAGGAGAAAAAUACGUAAACAUGCUGGACCAAGAUCCUACAUUCGUCGAUUUCAUGAGAGAUGCUCCAGAACCAACCGGUGAAGAAGGUGAAGACGCAGACGUAGAACUUCCCAAAGUAUACGAACCUGUUUACGAUCCUCAAGUGUUAAGAGAGAGAUUAGACAUGUUUCUGGCGCAGUUCAACGAAAUGCAGAGAGGUGCUGGAAUGGAUUUAGUAUUUUUCCCUGACGCUAUGCUGCACUUGGUGAAAAUAUCUCGAGUCAUUAGACAUCCGAAAGGCAAUGUGAUGCUAGUAGGGGUCGGUGGUUCUGGCAAACAGAGUCUUACAAAGUUAUCCUCUUUUAUUGCUGGAUACAAAACGUUUCAAAUCACCUUGACUAGGUCUUACAACGUAGCCAAUUUCUUGGAAGACCUAAGAUUUCUAUAUCGCACUUGCGGCGCUCAGGGCAAAGGCACAACGUUUAUUUUUACCGAUCUCGACAUCAAAGAGGAGGGCUUCCUCGAAUAUCUAAACAAUAUCCUGAGUUCUGGAGUUAUCAGCAACUUAUUUACUCGUGACGAGCAAGCGGAAAUUAUCUCAGAGUUAACACCUAUUUUGAGACGGGAAAAUCCUAAAAGAACUCUUAAUAAUGAACUGGUGAUGGAUUUCUUUUUGCAAAGAACUUGUCAAAAUUUACAUGUCGUUUUCUGCUUCUCUCCCGUGGGUGAAAAAUUCCGGAAUCGCGCCCAGCGUUUCCCGGCACUCAUUUCAGGUUGCACUAUAGACUGGUUCCAACCUUGGCCUAAAGAUGCUCUGGUUUUGGUUGCCCAUCAUUUUCUUCAUGAUUUUGAAAUCGCUUGCACUAGCGACGUAAAAGCUGAACUAGUGAAUGCAUUAGGAUCUAUACAAGACAUCGUUUCGGAAACGUCGGUCGAAUAUUUCCAAAGAUUUCGACGCGCCACUCACGUGACUCCAAAGUCUUAUUUAAAUUUCAUCGGUGGAUACAAAAACAUCUAUCGAUCUAAGCAACAUGAACUUGGUGAAGGAGCUAAAAGAAUGGAUACAGGUUUAGCGAAACUCGAAGAAGCAUCAAUAUCAGUUGAGAUUCUAAAGAGAGAUUUAGCCGUAAUGGAACAGGAACUAGUACAAGCUUCUGAGAAAGCCGAGACGGUGCUUUUAGAAGUAACAGAGAGAGCUAUGCAAGCUGAAGCUUUUAAGAAUCAAGUGCAAAGAGUGAAGGAAAAAGCGGAGCAAUUGGUAGCUUAUAUAGCUGAUGAAAAAGCGCUGGCCGAACAAAAGCUAGAAGCAGCGAAACCAGCGUUAGAAGAGGCGGAAGCUGCUCUGAACACCAUCAAACCUGCUCACAUAGCAACAGUGAGAAAGUUAGGUAGACCACCUCAUCUUAUAAUGAGAAUUAUGGAUUGCGUACUGAUCUUGUUCCAACGUAAAAUCGGAUCCGUUGUACCUGACACGGCUGCGCCGUGCCCUAAACCUUCGUGGGCAGAAUCCUUGAAACUCAUGGCCAGUACGACGUUUUUAUUACAACUGCAAAAUUAUCCAAAAGACAUAAUCAAUAACGAGAUGGUUGAGCUACUGCAACCGUACUUCAAAAUGGAAGAUUAUAAUAUGGAAACAGCCAGGCGUGUAUGCGGCGACGUUGCUGGUUUGUUAUCGUGGACCAAGGCUAUGGCAUUCUUCCAUUCUGUCAACAAAGAAGUUCUUCCUUUAAAAGCUAACUUAGCAUUGCAAGAAGCACGAUUGAAGCUCGCAAUGGAGGAUCUGGCAAGCGCUGAGCGGGAAUUGUCCGAGAGAGAAAUGGCUUUGCAGACAGUCAAAGAGCAAUACGAUACCGCGGUAGCGGAGAAGCAAAGGUUGACGGAAGCGGCAAACGUGUGCCUGAGAAAAAUGACAGCUGCGACUGCUUUGAUAAAUGGAUUAGGCGGCGAAAAGAUUCGUUGGACCGAGCAAAGUGGAGAAUUUAAAAUUCAACUGGGACGAUUGGUCGGAGAUGUUUUGUUGGCAACUGGAUUUUUGUCGUAUUGUGGACCUUAUAAUCAACAGUAUCGUGCCAGCUUGGUGACUGCAUGGAUGAAUAUACUGACCACCAAAUCUAUACCUUUCACUAAGAAUUUGAAUAUAACGAAUAUGCUUGUCGACACAGCAACAACGUCGGAAUGGACUCUUCAAGGAUUGCCGAACGACGAAUUGUCCGUCCAAAAUGCACUUAUUGUCACGAAAUCUUCGUCUUAUCCACUUCUUGUGGAUCCUCAAAAUCAAGGAAAGAUGUGGAUCAAGAAUAAGGAGAGCACAAACGAGUUGCAGAUUACUUCACUAAAUCAUAAGUAUUUCCGAACUCAUCUUGAAGACAGUCUUUCGUUGGGUAGACCACUGCUGAUCGAAGACGUUGCAGAAGAACUCGAUCCAGUACUCGAUAAUGUACUUGAAAAGAACUUCAUUAAAUCAGGAUCUAUUGAGAAGGUCAUCGUUGGGGAUAAAGAAUGCGAUGUAAUGCCAGGAUUUAUGUUAUAUAUCACCACCAAACUACCAAAUCCAGCAUACAGCCCAGAAAUAUCCGCGAAGACAUCGAUUAUUGACUUUACCGUGACAAUGCUGGGUUUAGAAGAUCAGUUGUUAGGUCGAGUAAUACUUAUGGAGAAGGCCGAUUUAGAAGCGGAAAGAGUCGCUCUAUUCGAAUCAGUCAUGACCAAUCAACGUUCCAUGAAGGAACUUGAAAGUACGCUAUUACACAGACUUACAUCUUCGGAAGGUUCUUUGGUGGACGACGAGGCGUUAAUAACUGUUCUUCGAGAAACUAAAACUACGGCCGAAUCGGUGAAUGAAAAACUGCAAGUGUCCGCUCUUACUGAGAAAAAAAUCACCUUGGCGCGCGAAGAGUUCCGCGCGGUUGCGUCAAGAGGAUCCAUUUUGUAUUUCUUGAUAGUCGAAAUGAGCAAUGUCAAUGUAAUGUAUCAAAAUUCAUUGAGACAAUUCUUGACAAUCUUUGAUAAUUCAAUUACGAAAUCUACGAAGAGUCCAGUAACUUUGGAGCGAAUAAACAUUAUCCUACGCCAUCUCACGUAUGAAGUUUGGGCGUUUACACUGAGAAGUCUCUACGAAAGGCAUAAAUCUUUAUUUACAUUGAUGCUAGGUAUGAAGAUAGAUUGUCAUAGAAACGCCAUUUCCCAUGCAGAAUUCAAUGCCUUCAUAAAAGGUGGGGCAUCCUUGGAUCUCAAUGCAGUAACACCAAAACCGUUCAGAUGGAUACUCGAUAUAACGUGGCUAAAUUUAGUCGAGAUAAGUAAACUGAAAGUAUUCUCGGAUAUACUGACAAAAAUUGAAUUCAGUGAGAAGGAAUGGAGAGUAUGGUACGAAAAAGAGAAGCCGGAGGAGGAAGAUUUGCCUUGCGGCUAUCAAAAAAGUCUUGAUGUAUUCCGGAAAUUAUUGCUCAUCAGAUCGUGGAGUCCCGACAGAACUUUGUCCCAGGCGAGAAAGUAUAUCACUGAAUCGUUGGGUAAAGAAUACGGGGAGGCCAAAAUAUUAGAUUUAGAAGCAACGUGGUUGGAGUCUGAAACUAGGACGCCACUGAUAUGCUUAUUAUCUAUAGGAUCUGACCCAAGUCCUCAAAUUACAGUGCUAGCUAAACAAAAAACGAUUCCAUUAAAUUCAGUAUCUAUGGGGCAAGGCCAAGAGCUUCAUGCUCGAAGAAUGAUUAGCGAAGCUAUGAGUACAGGCGGCUGGGUGCUGUUACAAAAUAUUCAUUUAUCUUUGCCUUUCUGUACGGAAAUAAUGGAUGCUCUGGUUGAAACAGAAACUGUUCAUGAAGUGUUCAGAUUAUGGAUGACAACUGAAGUACACCCUCAAUUUCCCAUCGGUUUACUACAGAUAGCAAUCAAAUUCACGAAUGAACCACCUCAAGGCAUAAGAGCUAGUUUAAAGAGAACGUAUCAAGCGGUAACUCAGGACGCAUUGGAUUACAGUACUCAAUCGCAGUGGCCACCUUUGUUAUAUGCUGUUGCAUUUUUACACACUGUAGUACAAGAGAGAAGAAAAUUUGGACCGCUCGGUUGGAAUAUACCUUACGAAUUUAAUCAAGCAGAUUUUGCAGCAUCGGUUCAAUUCAUACAGAAUCACUUGGAUGAUAUGGAUCCUAAAAAGGGUGUUUCUUGGCCGACAAUAUGUUAUAUGCUUGGAGAGGUUCAAUAUGGCGGUAGAGUUACGGAUGAUUUUGACAAGCGUUUAUUAACUACUUUCACGCAUGUCUGGUUUUGUGACGUAUUGUUACGACCCGGCUUUGAAUUUUAUCGGGGAUAUAGAGUGCCCCAGACGAGAAAUCUUCAGGGAUAUCUGGAUUACAUCGAUAGUUUACCUGCUACCGACACACCGGAAGUCUUCGGGCUACAUCCUAACGCCGACAUUACCUAUCAAAUCAAUACAGCGAAAGGAAUACUCGAUACAAUUCUUAAUGUACAGCCAAAAGAGGGUGGUGCACAGGGAGGUGAAACUCGAGAGAACGUCGUGUAUAAAUUAGCCAACGAUAUGCUAUCUAAAUUACCCAAGCAGUACAAUUCUUUUGAAGUGAAAGAAGCACUUCAAAGAAUGGGUCCAUUGUUGCCGAUGAACAUUUUUCUAAGACAAGAAAUAGAUCGAAUUUCGCGAGUCAUCAAGGAAGUACAAAGUACUUUAACAGAUUUGAAGCUAGCUAUCGAAGGUACUAUAAUAAUGAGUCAAGGUUUGCGGAAAUCAUUGGAUGCGAUGUAUGAUGCACGCAUACCGGACAAGUGGUUGAAAAUAUCUUGGGAAUCGGCAACCUUAGGUUUCUGGUAUACGGAACUUUUAGAAAGAGAUCAUCAGUUCAGACAAUGGUGCAUUCAUGGCCGUCCAAGAGUAUUUUGGAUGACUGGAUUUUUUAAUCCACAAGGAUUCUUAACGGCAAUGAGGCAGGAAGUGACCAGAGCGCAUAAGGGUUGGGCUUUAGAUUCCGUAGUUUUGCAAAACGUAAUUACACGCUACAAUAAAGAAGACAUUAAAAGUCAGCCUCAGGAAGGAGUUUACGUCCACGGUUUGUUUCUGGAAGGUGCAUCACUUGAUCGAAAAGCCGGUAAACUUGUCGAGAGUAGGCCGAAAGUUCUUUAUGAACAAAUGCCGGUUAUUUAUAUUUUCGCAAUUAACACAACCGCCGGUAAAGAUCCAAAAUUAUAUGAGUGCCCUAUAUAUAGAAAACCUCAAAGAACAGACGCGAAAUAUGUAGGUUCUAUUGAUUUUGAAACGGAUUACAAUCCCCGGCAUUGGACACUUAGAGGUGUAGCCUUGUUAUGUGAUAUUAAAUAAAGAAUUAGAUAAAGUACAAAAUAAAAUUGAAGAAGCAAUUUAAAUAACUUAAAAUUAUAUUCGAAUUAUGUCUUGUACCUAAAUUUGUUGUAUUAUUUUUUUCCCGCAUUGAGGUAUUAAGCAAUAAA